This is a messenger RNA of Contarinia nasturtii (swede midge), 339 nucleotides long. Its product is annotated as repetitive proline-rich cell wall protein 1-like. The record is from RefSeq and is a predicted model, not a curated record. The coding region runs from base 1 to 339 and encodes 112 amino acids. Lineage: Eukaryota; Metazoa; Arthropoda; Insecta; Diptera; Cecidomyiidae. The transcript has a single exon. Gene Ontology annotation, molecular function: protein binding.
AUGAGUUUAAAAGAUACUGUAGUAAAAAUUUGUGCAUUGCUUUUUCUACCGAUGCUUUUAACUGAAAAUCCAGUUCCACCUAUACCACCAAUUGGACAAGUGUCGAUAGAAAAACCACCAGAUACAAUGCCACCGCAUUUAGAAAUAAAUCCAAAAUGGCCCAUUUUUGUGCCUCCAAUCAUAGUACCACCGAUUAUAAAACCUCGUGAGUGCGUUUGCACAAUGCAAUACGAUCCGUGGUGUGGAUCCGAUGGUAAGACCUAUGGCAACCUGUGUUUAUAUCUAUGCGAAGCAGCCAAGAAAGUACCAUUGCUGUUAGUACACAAAGGCGAAUGCUAA